Messenger RNA from Protopolystoma xenopodis, 591 nucleotides. NCBI's taxonomy places the organism in Eukaryota, Metazoa, Platyhelminthes, Monogenea, Polystomatidea, Polystomatidae. The record is from the annotation of a GenBank genome assembly.
UUCGUUACAGCAAGGACCCCAUUACUCGUUUUAACUCACCUCGCCAUCUUCAACUUUGGUCAUUUUGACAGAGCCCAGCUUGUGGAGGAUUUGGAGGCAAUGUCGAAUGAUUCAGCCAUUCAUUCACAGCAUUUCUCCAUCUAUGAUGGGAACAGAAGCGCAGCUAGGCCUCAGUUAGCCCCUUUGGAUCCUUGGACGACGGGGGAGCGGCCAAAGAUUGCGCCAAAAGAAGAGAUCCAGAGGAAGUCAAUGCUUAUCGCAACUACACCAAAUGAAGGCAAAUUUCGUGGUGGCGAGUCUUAUGAAGAUCAGAUGAGCUGCAAAAAGGAAGGCAAAGAUGCACUAAAAAUCCCAAAAGUGCGUUCCGUGAGCUCAAUUCUCAAGAAUGUGGGAGGUCUUCGCCCAAUCAAAGCCCUACAUUCAGCAGAGCAAAGCGCUUCAAGCUCCAAGCCACUACCGGUUGGCAACCUAAUAAUUCAGCAUUUAGUCUCAAAAGAAGGCAGUAAAGAGCAUACCUCGAGUGAAACUAUACAAGCACGGCAAAAGAUGAAAACUGAGGAAGUUCCCAUGUUGAACAUUCAUCACAGCUAG